This is a messenger RNA of Chrysemys picta bellii (western painted turtle), 5131 nucleotides long. The record is from RefSeq and is a predicted model, not a curated record. Lineage: Eukaryota; Metazoa; Chordata; Testudines; Emydidae.
ACAGAAAACAAACCCAGGAGGGUGCUGCGGAUUUAGAAUUGGUCCUCUCAGAAAUACUGAGCACCCCCAUCCAUCUGGGACAUGGAGCCCUUUAAUCUGAAGGCUGUGAAACUGUUCACAAUAUGGCCUGACAGCCCCAGGCAGAAGCAGGGACAGGAGCAGAGGUGGACUGAAGAACCUACAGCUGCCUAGUUGAGAUAAGGGUACAGGUGGGCUUGGGGGGGCAGGAUGCCUGCCAAUGACUUUUGGAGAGCAGGAUUAGCAAAGAGGUGCAUGUGGGGCAGGGGCAGUGCCUGGCAUUUGACCAUAUAUAGGCCCUGUCACUAUUUUUUCCUCCUAUUUGGUGGGCUUGAUGUCAUUUGUUUUUCUGAAAUUCUGAGCAGUUGUUCUCUGGUUAUCAUAUGUGUGUGUCUUGAAUGGUGGGGCACUAAGGCUAGAAUUGGGUCUGAGCUGGGCAGGGAGGUGAGAUCUGUACUGCGUUGUUUAUGCUGAGAGAUUCUGGGGGGCAGGAGAGAUGCUCCACACCUGUGAUCGGAGGUAAAUGUUUCAUGUUUGACUCUGUCGGGAGUCCAGGGGUCUGAGAGUUGAGGAAAGAGAUUAUCUGCCAUCAUUUUGGAGGGGAAGCUGAUGUGUUGUUUGGGCAUUGUGAGGCUGGGUGAUUUACCUGUAAGGGCCCUGCCCCUGUGCAGACUGUCAUUUGGUUCUGGAGUUUCCUCUGCUAAACAGCUUUGUGGGGCUCUGUAAACAGCAGUCCCCUCUCUUCCUUUUAGUUCUAAUGCUGCCUGUUUGAUUUGUUUGAAGCCAUUGCAUGCAACAUGGCUGCAUAAACCAUGCAAAUUAAGCAAUUAAAGCUGCCUCUGGAAAGGUCCACCAUGGAGAAAAGGCUCAGCCACAAAGCUGGGUAAUGUGAGCCGAGCAGCAGAGCUCAGCUCAGCCUGGUCCCGUGACAGUCUCGGGUUUGCUGUGUGCUGCUGUCCUAGAUACAACGUUUGUCUCCUGGGCUCUGUCCUCUCCAAUGUAAACAGCAACACCCAGGGAAGGAAGAGCAUGGUGCUAGCUCCUUCUGUUGACCAGGUGUCCAGAAGUGGAGUCCAAAUUCUCAGGAAGCAACUUUUAAUGGGAAAGGGAGCAGGGAAUAGUCAUACCUUGUACGGGGAGGUGUCAGAGCCCUGAGAUUUAAUGAGGAGAACUCAGGGGUCUCUGAAGUUAGGGCAAAUCAUUCCAGGAGCCCGGAGUUUGGGAUCAAGUUCUUGAGAUUGAUGGAAACAAUUCUGAGGUCUCUGAACUUGAGGGGGAAUUUUGAAGACCCAGAGAUAAUGUUGCAAUAUUUAGGGAUGCGGGGGGGAGUUGGACACACACACACUGCACUUGCUUCCCCACCAGGGUGUGUUAUCUGGCAGGUGUAAGCACUGGGGAGUGGGAAGCUGUGUAAACAGAGAGUAUCUGGGGUGACAGAGUCAAAAAGUCACUGACAGGCAUCCUACCCCCCCCCUCCCGACCCCAUCCUUUCUACUGUAGUCAGCUCCAGCACCUGUGAGAGGAGAGACCUCCCACUCUUGGGUUGCCUUAGGGCUUCCAUUGUUCUGGGCUGAAAAGGGCAGCAAAGACUUCAGUCAAGGGUGAAGUGAGGUGCUGAAUGAACCAUGAGGACAUGUGAAUGCUGUGCUUCUGGCGCAAGGGGAAUCCCACCCACAUUUCCUGCUGCUAUUCCUACCCUUUCUGAAUGGCAACUCACAGGCUCCCAGCAAAGGACAGCAGAGCUAUGAGGCUCACCCAUGACAUCAGCCUUGAGGAGUUUGAGGAUGAAGACCUCUCUGAAAUCACCGAUGAGUGUGGAAUCAGCCUGCAUUGUAAGGACAGCCUGGCCCCCCGGAGCCAUGUGAGCCUGCAGACCAAUAGCGGCCUGGGGGUGGGCGGCGGGGAGGCGAGCCGGCUCCAGGCAGAGAUGCUUCAGCUGGACCUGAUCGAUGCUGCCGGGGAGACCUCUGCCGAAGAGGAAACCGCCCAAGAGCCACUCAAGAAGGAGCCCCCGCCGGUAACCAUGGACACCUACAGACCCAAGCGGCCCACAACUCUCAACCUCUUCCCACAGGUGCCUCGGACCCAGGACACUCUGAAUAACAACUCUCUAGGGAAAAAGCACAGUUGGCAGGAGCGGGUGUCCCGGUCAUCAUCCCCCCUGAAAACUGGUGAGCAGACCCCCUCCCAUGACCACGUUUGCCUAAGUGAUGAGGUCAAUCACCAAAACAGCACAACCUCCACCAAAGAUCGGGGCACGUCCACAGAGAGCCCGUGCCGGCGCACAGCCGCCACACAGAUCGCCCCUGCCUGUGUUGUGUCCUCCCGGGUGCCUGAGAAGCACCAGGCUGCCGGCCGGCUCCCACCCCACAACCCCAGUGUGGUGGUGGUGACGAGGGGGCCGGAAGCCCACCGGGACCGCAUCCGCUACCAGACAGACGUGAGGCUAGAGGCCACCGAGGAGAUCUACCUGACACCUGUACAGAAGAACUCGGACCCACUGGAGCCUGAGAAGCCCUUCCUGUCGCAGUCCAGCGAGAACCGCAUGUCCAUCAGUUCUGACAUCGACACCUCCAGCUACCCCGCACUGAUGGGGAAGCCCAAUCCCUCCAUCAGCGAGGAGGACGAGGUGUUGGACUACAUGUCCUCGCCCGAGAAGAUGAGCCUGCCCAGGACCUCGUGCAGCAGCAGCAGCAACGGUGGCUACCGGCAUGGGCACAGCCUCCAGAGGGCGUCAGUGAGCUCAGACACCAGUGCCCUCUCUUACGACUCAGUCAAGUACACGCUGGUGGUAGAUGAGAACGUGCAGCUGGAAUUAGUCAGCCUGAAGCAGUGCUACUCGGGCUACAGCGACGAGAGCGACUCAGCAACCGUCUAUGACAACUGCGUCUCCUCGCCCUAUGAGUCGGCCAUUGGCGAGGAGUAUGAGGAGGAUGCGCUGAAGCGUGAUUCAGUCUGCCUGUCUGAGGACUCCACCCCCGAGGCUGACAUCCACUUCUCCAAGAAGUUCCUCAACGUCUUCAUGAGUGGCCGGUCGCGUUCCUCUAGUGCGGAAUCGUUUGGGCUGUUCUCCUGUAUGAUCAAUGGGGAAGAGCAGGAACAGACUCACCGCGCUGUCUUUAGGUUUGUGCCUCGUCAUGCGGAUGAGCUGGAGCUGGAGGUGGACGACCCUCUGCUGGUGGAGGUGCAGGCAGAAGAUUAUUGGUACGAGGCCUACAACAUGAGGACAGGCGACCGGGGCAUCUUCCCUGCUUACUAUGCGAUUGAGGUCACCAAGGAUCCUGACCACAUUACAGCCCUGACCAAGAACAGUGACUGGAUGGAUCAGUUCCGGGUGAAGUUCCUUGGCUCAGUCCAGGUUCCAUAUCACAAAGGCAAUGAUGUGCUGUGUGCGGCUAUGCAGAAGAUCGCCACCACCCGCCGCCUCACUGUGCACUUUAACCCACCCUCCAGCUGCAUCCUGGAGAUCAAUGUGCGAGGAGUCAAGAUUGCUGUGAAAUCUGAUGAUUCCAAGGAGCAGAACAAGGGUAAUAAAUGUAGCCACUUUUUCCAGCUGAAGAACAUUUCCUUCUGUGGAUACCAUCCAAAGAACAACAAAUAUUUUGGGUUUAUCACCAAGCACCCAGCUGACCACAGAUUUGCCUGUCACGUCUUCGUCUCAGAGGAGUCCACCAAGCCGCUUGCAGAGUCUGUAGGGAGGGCUUUCCAGCAGUUCUACAAGGAGUAUGUGGAGUACACCUGCCCCACAGAGGACAUCUACCUGGAGUAGGGACUGGGCCGAGCACCCUUCUGUACAGACAGGGCCAGCGAACUCGCCCAUUCCCCAUCAUGCAUGGACAAACUGCUUUGACACUGGAGGAGGAACAGAGCUGGGGAUGGCUCCCUUGGUGCAUGGAGCACUACCUCUUUUCAGGACUCUCCUUCCUCGGGCUGGGGGUUGGGGGAUGGGAGGGGGAGGGGCUGAAAAAUGGGGUUUAUUGUAAAAUACUCUUUUAGUUUAUUAUAUUGAAGAAGCAGCACAGCUGUGGGCUCUGAAGGGGGAACAGGCAGCCUGGGGCAGGAAUGCAGCUGUGGCACUGGAGUUGGCCUAGGACAGAGCACCCUGCCACUGUGUAAGUGAGAGGGCUGGCCUGGUGUGAUGAGAGCACUCCUCCUCCUCCCUCCUGGGUGCUAGAGCGAGGACUCCUCCCAGCUCCUGGGCUGCCUUGCAGCCUUAGCCAGCUUUCUCCAGCUCCCUUUCUUAGUCCCUCAGGUUGAUUUUUAACUCCAGGGCAGCAUUGGCCUCGCACUGUGAAGCCACAUCAGCUGCUGAGAACAGGAGCUAAUAGGAACAGGUCAGCCCAAGCCCUGACUGAGGGGGAAGGGGAUAGCUCCACUCCACCCCCUGAGGGGCAGGGGGCAUGGGCAUGGCAGAGAGGGGCAACUGCUAAAAGCCUUGGAACCACUUGAUGGGUACCACAUGGAAGAUGGACUCACCCCUGCACUCAUCCCAGGAGGGAAGAGCAGCCUGGUUUGUAGCCUCCCUGCCAUUCCCACCCUGACAUCCUGAGAACCCCCUGCUUUCCAGGGGUGAAUAUUAGCCUGGGCUGAGACUAUGGGGCCCUAUUUCUCCUCUGUGUAGAGGAGUGAGUUUGAGGAGAAGAAGCGGGGAGCAGAAGAGUCAGUGCCCUCACAUCCUGUAAAGGUGGGAGGGGGACAGUUCCUCUGGGGCCCCCUGCCCUUCAGUCUCCAGGUUGUGGGGAACUCCUCUGCUCCUCACCCCACCAGCUGUGGGUGCCAGUGGCUGUGGGCUAUUUGCAUACUGGGAUGCACGUUUGAAAGUGUGAAAUGCUGAGAGGCAGCGGCUCUGGUCCAUCUGCAGGGGGGUGAGCACAACAUGAAUUCUUUCCCAGCCUCCACGAUGGCAGUGGCUCCACAGAGGGGGAGAGGCAGCAGGAACCUGAGAGACGAGCUGGGGCCCUGAGACAAGAGAGGGAGCAGCAAGGGGCUCAGGACUGCAGUGAGCUGUGCUAAUAUCUAGGGGAUGACACUUCUCCCCUCCAGUCUAGGUCUCUGGCCUUCAGCUGGAUCCGCUGUGGUGGCAAAACUAUUAAAUAUAAAGUUUCAUGGAGUU